AUGUGGAUCAUUAUAGUUAUAGGGCUGCUGAACCUCUUGGCUGGAUGUGGCAAACCAACAACAAACCGUAUUGUGGGUGGCCAGGACACGGUACGAGGGGAGUUUCCCUGGCAGUUGAGCUUGAGGAAGCUUGGGAUUCAUAACUGUGGGGGUUCUCUAAUUGACAGCCAGUGGGCCAUCAGUGCUGCUCAUUGUUUUGCACGGCCCAUCUUCCUCUCAGAUUACAAAGUGGAUCUUGGUGCAUACCAACUCUCAGUUCCUUCUGGAAUUGUUGUGGAUGUGGCUGCUGUUUACCUACACCCCACAUUUAGGGGGGCUGGUGGAAGUGGAGAUAUUGCUCUAAUCAAGCUUGCCAAGCCAGUGCAGUUUACAGACUACAUCAUUCCUAUUUGUAUUCCUACCCCAAACAUUGACUUUCCCAAUGGAGUGAAUAGUGUUGUAACUGGAUGGGGCACUAUCAGCCAACAAGUGAGUCUUCCAUAUCCACGCACUUUACAAAAGGUCCUGGUUCCUACAAUUGCCCGUGCUUCCUGUGAUCAAAUGUACCACAUUGACAAUCCCACGCUGCCAGCCAAUCAGAGCAUAAUAUUGUGGGACAUGAUCUGUGCGGGAUACAAGGCUGGAAAGAAGGGUUCAUGUCAGGGUGAUUCUGGAGGUCCCCUUGUUUACCAUUGGAAUGGGUCAUGGCUUCUCGCUGGAAUAGUGAGCUGGGGUUUUGGCUGUGCUCUCCCAAACAGGCCAGGUGUCUACACCAGCGUCACAGCAUAUUCUACAUGGAUUAAGGGAUACGUUCCUGGUCUCCAGCUAACACAAGCACAAAUCCCAGCACCUAACAACAGUGGUUAAUUAUCUUCAUCCUUGGGAAUCCUCGUCUACUCACUGCUCCUGCACAAACUUCUGUAAUAUCAUAUGGGCUAAAAACUUCAUUACUGGGACUUUAAGAUUUUGCCUUUGUUUCUUC
This is a messenger RNA of Xenopus laevis (African clawed frog), 961 nucleotides long. RefSeq names its product prostasin-like. The record is from RefSeq and is a predicted model, not a curated record. The coding region runs from base 1 to 846 and encodes 281 amino acids. NCBI's taxonomy places the organism in Eukaryota, Metazoa, Chordata, Amphibia, Anura, Pipidae. The transcript has 5 exons.